Messenger RNA from Prunus armeniaca (apricot), 462 nucleotides. The record is from the annotation of a GenBank genome assembly. Lineage: Eukaryota; Viridiplantae; Streptophyta; Magnoliopsida; Rosales; Rosaceae.
AUGCCCUGCCUUGGCGCAAAUGAAGGUUUUUAUUUCCACGCAUAUGCUACUGUUGAAGUUCCUCACCACCCAUGGCACGGGCACGUAACCAAGGCUCAAGCCCCUCCUCGAGCUGGCACUAAACAACCUGAAGACCCUAGGGAUGAAUAUGUCACCCAACAGGCCGAACCUGUGGAAGACCUUGAGCUUGUUAGACUCGAUGAUGACAUCCUUGAUCGGCAGGUCCGGAACGACACCUCCCUCUCUCAGGAGCUUUGCUUUGACCUCGUGGCAUUCCUUCGCCUCAACUCCAAGGUCUUCGCCUGGUCUUACAACAAUAUGCCUGACAUAUCACAUGAUAUCAUUUCUCAUAGGCUAAGCAUUAAUCCUGCCGUCCGAACUGUUCGGCAGAAGCGUCGUGCUUUUGACCCAGAGGAGUAUGAGGCCAUGAAGGCGGAGGUGGAUAAGCUGAGCAGCAUUUGA